UGUUAGGAUUCCAGCCGCGCUCGUACUCCGGGACACUCGGGUAGCGCAAAACGCAAAAGGUGUCGUUCGUGCUGGUUGGUGGUGGUGUUGUGUGUUGUGUGCCGGGCCGCGUAUUAACGGUUGGCGUGCGCGUCGUCGUGUUGGGUGUUUGGGUGGUUUGUCUGCGAUAACGUGUUUUUUCUUUGUUUUUGUUGGUUGUUCGCAGUCGAAUUUAGCACGCCAAACCUGUGACGUGUCCGAUGCGAUGAUGCUACUUGUCGCUGGGUGGUGGCGUACGGGGGUAAUAGCAAUAGCAUAAUAGCCUAUAAAACAAAUGAUAAAAAGAAGCGUAUUUUGUAAUAGAGAGUGAGUGAGAGUGAGAGGGCGAAGGAGAGUGUCCUUUUCUCAGUGCGUGGACCCAGUAACGAUAACAUUCACGGUGAUUCGUCGUAGUAGGCUGCCACGUUGUGUGUUUACAGUGCUUAACGGGGAGGGCUACGCGUGUGUGUGUGUGUGUUGGUGCGAUUGUGUUGGUGCGUUUAAUUGUGUAACAAUUAUCCAAGUAAGCGCCAUGGUGACCAUUGCAAGGGUGAUGUGGGGGUUUGCUCGAGGAUGUUGAUAGUAUAAUGCGCUGGCCGUUAGCCACUGGUCCACUACUGAGUCGCGCCUGGGGCGUGUACUGCUCCGUUGGGCUGCCACAGACAAGCAUUCGAAACAGCUUCUUGCAUAACUUGUGCAUCACGCCAAACAAGGGAAGUCUUGCGAGCGAAUAGAGCAAUUUAGGAAGUCGCCAAAGUCAAAGCCAACAGAUCCGAACACAGUCACAAAGCGGCAAUGUGUAUGGCAAAGCAGUAGGUCAGAGCGGUCAGCAACAGUGAGCCUGUCCCAAUAGUCCUUACAACGCCCUGUUGGGGCGCUUGCAGGCUUAAAUUGUUGCCUUUCCAUACGUGCCACAGAGCAAACAACACGUCUGGAGGGUCCGCGCGAAUGCGAAGCAUGAAUCUGGAGCCCUUGCCCCGAACCGAAACGAUACACGUCACCGCACCGGCCGCAGCGGCGGCAGCAGCAGCAGCAGCCGCGGCUCUCCACCGUCCCGUACAGACCAUGCCGCAGCGGUCACCGUUCGCGAUCCAGGAGCUGCUCGGGCUGGGCAGCAGCGGCGAGUCGACGCGGCCCAGUGGCGUCGUGUCGGCGGUCACACCGUCCCUCUAUCCGACCACCGUCGGGCAGGCCUCGUUUGCGGCGGCGGCCGCCGCCGCCGGCUGUGCCGAUCCGCACCAGAUGCAGAUGGCGGCGGCCUCGCGGAUGGCGUACUUUAACGCGCACGCCGCCGUUGCCGCCGCCUUUUUGCCCCACAACAUUGCGAGUGCGGCCGCCGGCGGUGGGUCGCUGCAGCUUCACUCGGCACAGUCAGCCAACAAUUUUACACACUUAAAGUCAACCUUUGGCGGUGGUGGCGGUGCGUGCUUACCGGGUGGUGGUGUAGACUCCAGCAAAGACUUUACCAUCGACGGACUAAAUAGUUAUGGAAAGAAGAAGAAGAAGAAACGAAGACACAGUCGAACGAUAUUUACCAGCUACCAACUGGACGAGCUCGAGAAGGCCUUCAAGGAAGCGCACUAUCCGGAUGUGUACGCCCGGGAAAUGCUUUCCCUCAAAACGGAUCUCCCAGAGGACAGGAUACAAGUGUGGUUUCAGAACCGGCGGGCGAAAUGGCGCAAGACUGAAAAGUGCUGGGGCCGCAGCACGAUCAUGGCCGAGUACGGGCUGUACGGGGCGAUGGUGCGGCACUCGCUACCGCUGCCGGAAACGAUCCUCAAGUCGGCGAAAGAGAACGAAACCGUCGCGCCCUGGCUGCUAGGCAUGCACAAGAAGUCGCUCGAGGCGGCCGAAACGCUCAAAAACUCCGAAGAUAACAGUGACCGUGAAGAGACACGGACGGAGUCGAGCGAAACGAGCGGCGGCUCGGCGGCCGCCCUCCACUGCACCCUCGGCUCCUCGCCUCUCAAGUCGCCCCCGCUCGCGUCGGACGGGUCCGGGUGCGGUCGGGGCGACUGCGGCGCGGAUGGUGCUGGCGGACGAGACGGCACCGGAGGAGGAGGAGGUGGAGGAGGAGUAGGUGGGGGAGGAAUGGGUGGGAAUGGGGCACCGCUGAACGGCAAGCAUGGCAGCAGCGUCAGCAAUCAGCGAUCGGCCGCAAUGGCGAAAGUUUCGCGGUACGGGUCACCGACCGGUGGGCGGCCACACUCACCCUCCGUCACACCACCGGCCCCGGGUCAUCCGCACCAUCCGCCACCAUCCGCUCACCCGUCCUCGCUAGCAGCCCAUCCGCUGGGGGGCCACCCGGUCUCCAGCAGUCACAGCUCGAUGCACCCGUCGCCCACGACAACGACCAUGACGGCCAGCACGGGCAGCGGGAUCAAGCUGCAGCCACGAUCGCCACCGCUCGGGACAUCGCUUGCGGCGGGCGGCGCUGGCAGCGGGGACCACCAUUCGCCGGUUGGGCAUGGACCGCACGGACCGCACCAUACGGCCGGCAUUCCGCCCGGGCUGCCGGGCGAUGGCGGCGGCGGCGGCGGCGACUUUCUGCACACUGCCACCAACAACAACUAUCACCCCGAAAACGACCACGAAGCGUUUAGGUGGGUUGACUACAAGGAUCCGGUCGCGUUCAUACGGAACAACUCAAUCGCUUGCCUCCGAGCGAAGGCCCAAGAGCAUCAGGCCCGGCUGCUCAACAGUGGACUCCUGCUCCAGGUGCGCUCGCUGGCCGGUCUGCAAACGCAUCCCGCCUUCGAUGGUGGCUCCGUGCCGUCGCUCGGCUCCCCGUACGAUGGUUCCUGCUCGAUCGCGGGCCAUGCCGCCCUGCACGCCCAGCAGCAGCGCACACCGCCCCCUUCCCAUCCAGCGCAAGCCCCGCUCGACGGGACGCUCACGUCCGCCGCGCUGCUCGAAAUCGAUCGACAGCGGGCCGAGGCGAACAGCAGCAAUGGGUCCGCGAUCUCGGUGAAGGGUGCGAGCAGCAGCCCCAACGUCAGCACUUUUUGACAGCAUUUAUAAGCGCGCCUCACCUUCUCGUAACCCGAAAGCCUACUAUCUACUACUGCUACUUCGAAACACACAACCAUCACAACAAGACAAACACACAAACGCACACCAUUCAACGGCUCAUCCGAUUUUUGUGUAGCAAAGAGGAAACAUCAAUAAAACAAACAAGUACAACGAAUCGAAACGAAUCGAUCAUUAUUUAGGGGAUGUAAAACAAAAACCAAAAACCAAAGAGGGCGAAAUCGUAACCAGUGAGGACAGUGUCUCUGCCUCUGUAGAUUUGAAUUUGAAAAAAAGGAUCAUUUUCCUCCGGCUAUAUGAACCGUUGUGGUGUGGUUUUUUUCUUUCUUUCCCACACAGGGCGUUUGUUUAUAUUGUGCGAGAUUAUUGGUGAAUAAAGCAUACAAGGAAAGGGACAAUUUUUGUACAUACUGCAGCACAAUAUCGUUAUGUCAAACAAACACAUAUACAUAUUCAUUUUUCUUCCUGUUUUUUUAUGUGCAAUCUCUGAAAAUCUGAAAUGAGCCUAAACUCUUAAAUGAAAUUGCGAAAAGGGGGAGAAAAAAGUAAAGUAUAAUAAUAUAACAGUAUGAGGAUAUCGAUUUAGGUGAUACAGUAAAUACGUAACUAAGUGCGUGGUCCGGGAAUGAGGAUAGAAAAAAAUAGAAGGAGAAAAACAACGUUCCGGGCUAAAUAAUAACUUAUAAGUGGAAUGGAAACAGUAGCAGUAUAGGAAAGGGCAGUGACAAAAGUUGGAAGGAAAAUAUAAAAAAACACACACACAAAUGUUCACAAAUUCAUCAUUCAUCCGAUCGUGUCCUAUCCGAUCGGUUGAGAUCGCAUUGUAUAUAGAGAAUUAAAAAAAACCGUGAAAACAUGAAUUAAUUUAUUUCAAACCCCCUAAAACUGUUGUCAGGUGAAUUGGAAGGACAUGAAAAGGCAGUAAAAAAUGACAAAAAAUUAGAUAAGCACAAUCAGCCAACCAUUUCAAACAAUCCACAAAAGGUCCACAAAUGGUCAAACAAAUACAAACAAACUAUACCCCACAAGCAACUUGUAAUACAUAGAUAGGAACACUCUGUGCAAGGAGUAAGAUGGGCUCUAAGUUCUAACAAUGGUUUUAUUGAGUUCAGUUCAAUUGUUACAAGCCAUUUAUUUACUUGUGCGCUCUAUUGUCGAUUGUAGCAUACUACACAACAACACAAAACCGAUUUAUUCAACAAACAGAAAACUAUGUAUAAUUAAACAUGCAUACACACACAGCAAGAAGCCUACAAUUGCUAUAAAAAGUCUGUUUGUGUGUGUGUGCUGAUAGUUGGAGCUGGAGUUGGAAACCGAAAUGAACAAACACGAAUUAAAAGCAUUGCAAAUAAACAAGUGUAUC
Messenger RNA from Anopheles merus, 4411 nucleotides. Its product is annotated as homeobox protein unc-4-like. The record is from RefSeq and is a predicted model, not a curated record. Gene Ontology annotation, molecular function: DNA-binding transcription factor activity, RNA polymerase II-specific; sequence-specific double-stranded DNA binding. NCBI's taxonomy places the organism in Eukaryota, Metazoa, Arthropoda, Insecta, Diptera, Culicidae. Bases 967 to 3027 code for a protein of 686 amino acids. Gene Ontology annotation, biological process: regulation of transcription by RNA polymerase II. Gene Ontology annotation, cellular component: nucleus. The transcript has 7 exons.